Molecule: messenger RNA, 1134 nt
Organism: Anthostomella pinea
Lineage: Eukaryota; Fungi; Ascomycota; Sordariomycetes; Xylariales; Xylariaceae
Source: the annotation of a GenBank genome assembly
AUGGCGAAUGCCGGCCUAGAUCCAUCCAUAGACCAAGGCGGAUCUUCCUACAGCAGGAAUGUCACCGUGCAUGGAGGACCCUUCCACCAAGGCAAUAUCGUCAACAUCCAGCAGACGGCCGACCGAUGCCUCAUUGACCUCCAUGUCACCGACCCGCGCCAUGACAAGAAGCGCGUCCAGGACACCAAGGGCGGUCUGCUUGCGGACUUGACCAGCGGCUGCUCUGGGUCAAGGGCAACCCGGGAAAGGGCAAGACCAUGCUCCUCUGCGGGCAUUAUCGACAAGCUGGAGAAAUUACUGGCCGAGGGAAGGCGUCUCUCUUACUUCUUCUGCCAAGCCAUUAUUGAGCGCAUUAACACCGCGACGGCUGUCCUGCGCGGUCUUAUCUUCAUGCUUCUCGACCAAGACGCCUCCCUUGUAUCGCAUAUAAAGAAGAAAUAUGAUAUCGCUGGCGAGGGGCUGUUCCAGGGCGAUAAUGCUUGGUAUGCAUUAUCCGAGAUCUUUACGAACAUACUCCGCGACCUGAAGCUGCAGGGCGUCUGCCUUGUUAUCGACGCACUGGACGAGUGUAUAGGUGGCCUACCGCAGCUGCUUGAGUUGAUUGUUAAGACCUCCCGCAACUGGCCGCAGAUUAAAGAAGAGCUGUCCAACGUAGCGCACAGGCUAUCACUCGAAGUCAAUGCGAAGUCAGUCGCAGCGGCUGUGGACAGCUACAUCUUGCACAAGUACUUGUCGUCGAACGCUGACGGCACUUUUCUCUGGGUCGCCUUAGUCUGCCAGAAACUUGCAAAGACAAGCCAAGGGAAUGCUUUACAGAAAGUCAAGUCUUUCCCGUCAGGUCUCGAUUCCCUGUAUCGACAGAUAAUACAACAAGUCCGUGCAUUGGACGACGCCGAGCUUUGUAUGCAGGUGCUUGCUCUCAUAGCAACGACCUAUCGCCCACCCUCGCUUGCCGAGUCCACCACGUUCAUCAAAGUAGACGGCAGCACGGUGGGAGAUGCCGAAUUGCUGAAAGAGAUUAGCGCGUGCGAAGCGACCCUCAAGGGCCAUACUGAUACCGUCUACUCGGCAGCCUUCUCGGCCGACGGGCAGCGCGUCGUCUCGGCGUCAGACAACCAGACCGUCCGGCUCUGA